Messenger RNA from Sparassis crispa, 708 nucleotides. RefSeq lists its product as hypothetical. Lineage: Eukaryota; Fungi; Basidiomycota; Agaricomycetes; Polyporales; Sparassidaceae. The transcript has 3 exons. The record is from RefSeq and is a predicted model, not a curated record. The coding region runs from base 1 to 708 and encodes 235 amino acids.
AUGGCCGACAAUCAGAGUGGUGACGGCAGUACCAGCGCACCUAAUGUGCUCAAAGUCCUCGAGCUACCUCCGGCCUGCUAUCCAUGGCUGAUGCGCAGGCUCAUCACACCCGCGACCAUCCCUUUUCUUCACAUAAGCAGUCGCGACCUUGAUAAAGCUGUACAGUCACUGGGUGACUUUGGAAUGUCUGGGACGUUGGAAUGGGAUUGCUCUUGCAACGAACGCAUUGAAUCCUUACGGGAAAACGCCAGAGACCUGUUCACCGGGUACUAUGGAGCUUUCAACUGGCCUCCCAAGGUCGACGGACUGGGCGAGCUAAUGAUGCGGCUCGACGCGCAUCUUGAGCGGAUGGAAUCUUUUGCGCGUGGAUAUCGGGAGUUGAUGAAGAGCUUUAGGGGGGUGUUUUACGACCAUAUUAGCCAGGAACAUGAAAUUCCUCGCGCUCUUGAGGUGGCCGAGGACUUUUACGAUGCUGAUUUUCAUGACGACGAGUUUAAAGAGAUGUUGGAGCAGGUCGUGCGACAAGUCGAGCGGGAUCAGGGACUGAUAGAGGAACCACUCAAAAUUGCCCGCGUAUCCACGCUAGACUGCUCUAGCAACUCACCGCCCAUAAAUAUGGACUCAAGAAAGUUCGUAAAGCGCCCGAAGAAUGAUCCAGAAGGCUCCCUACUACUGAAGGCGGAAGCGAACGUGACUCUCUCAGACUGA